This is a messenger RNA of Nothobranchius furzeri (turquoise killifish), 3584 nucleotides long. RefSeq names its product zinc finger protein 567. Gene Ontology annotation, cellular component: nucleus. Gene Ontology annotation, biological process: regulation of gene expression. The record is from RefSeq and is a predicted model, not a curated record. NCBI's taxonomy places the organism in Eukaryota, Metazoa, Chordata, Actinopteri, Cyprinodontiformes, Nothobranchiidae.
AUACCUGAAUCCAUCAGUCCAAACUUGCUCCGUGUGUUUACUCAGGUAGGUUCGGUCCCGAGUCCCUCCUGAUUGGUCGGCUUUGUUAAAAUCUGCACUCUGAUUGGAUCUGUAGGGUGAAUUUCCUUUGGCCAACACCUUCCCUUCCUACACGCAGCACCACAAACACACACCUGUCCCACACAACCCGAGUUGCUGCAUCUCAGCUGAAUGCUUCAGGAGUUUCAGCAGCCAUGUCUUCAGUUCAGCAUCUGAGAGAGUUCAUCAGCGAGCGCCUAGCUGCUGCUGCUGAGGAAAUAUUCUCCCAGUUUGAGAAAACCAUCGAAGAAGAGCUGAAAGCUCAGCGCAGACUGCUGGAUAUCAGCUGGGAUCCGCGGAUCAGGCUGCGCAGAGUCACGGGUCAUCUACGUACCUGUAAGGAGGAGGAGGUUCUGACUGACCAGCAGCUCUACAAUCAAGAGAGGACUUUCAGUUUGGAACAGAGCAAACCAGAACCUCCACAGGUUAAAGAGGAACAUGAGGAACCAGAACCUCCACAGGUUAAAGAGGAACAUGAAGAACCAGAACCUCCACAGGUUAAAGUGGAACAUGAGGAACCAGAACCUCCACAGGUUAAAGAGGAAAAUGAGGAACCAGAACCUCCACAGGUUAAAGAGGAUCCCUGCAACAGCCAGGAUGAGGAGCAGUUGGUUCUGGAACAAGAAUCUGACACCUUCAUGGGGACCAAUGACCAUGAGGACCAGAGUGAACCAGAACCAUCAACUAGUGACCAGAUAUGCCCUCCCCAUUCUCCUGCUGUUGAGGUUCCAGAUCAAAGUGAGCAGCGAGAUUCUGAACCAGCUCUGCAAAUGGAACCGAAGCCGAGACAAAAAAAAAGCCAAAAUCCUAAAAAAAAAGUCAAAAGCUCAUCGACUUCAGAGAAAGCCGGAGGAACCCAGAAAGCUGAAGAGUCUGUGGAGUGUGAUGUUUGUAAGAAGGUCUUUAGGUCCAAGUCCUACAUGAAGGUUCAUCAGCGGAUCCACACUGGUGAAAAACCAUUUGUGUGUACCUUCUGUGGUAAAAGAUUCCAUCAGGUGUGCUCAAUGAAAUAUCACGAGAGGAGUCACACAGGUGAGAAACUGUACUUCUGCAAAAUGUGUGGAAAGAGCUUCAGCUACUGCACACCCUUCAGGUUUCACAUGAAGAUCCAUUCCAACGAAAAACCAUACUCGUGUGAGACUUGCGACAAAAGCUUCAGAAGCCGUGAUAAGCUGAAGCUCCACACCAGAACCCACACAGGUGAGAAGCCCUACGGCUGCGACACCUGCGACAAAAGGUUCAAAGACUCGUCCAAGCUGAAGAGACACAUGAGGACACACACGGGGGAGAAGCCCUACUCCUGCAGGAGAUGUGGGAAAAGUUUCACCGACGGCAGCAGCCUGACGAGCCACAUGAGGAUCCACACAGGUGAGAAGCCCUACACCUGUGAAAUGUGCGGGGGCUGUUUCAGGCACAACAGCAGCUUAACUGUCCACAUGAGAAUCCACACAGGUGAGAACCCCUACACCUGCGACACCUGUGGAAGGACGUUUAAAGGCUCGUCGCAUUUGAAAAUCCACACGAGAAGCCACGAAGAUGGGAGUCUGGUUUCACGUAAGAGACGUUUAGCUGCUCACGCGGAAACUCCCACAGGUGAGAAGGUUUCGCUCUGAGACACAUGGACGAAGAGAAAUAAUCCGAAAACCAACAAAUGCAGAAACACUCUUCCCGGUUUGAGAGGAAAAAGCUGAAAACGAGUUCUCACGUUCCUGUGAAACGUGUUGAUGCUGAAACAGAAUGUGAGUUUAUGAGACUUUUCCUCAGAAUUAAAGAGAUAAAAAGAAAAUGUUUCUGUUGUUUUGUGUUAUUAUAAUUAUUCUUAUUGGGAUGGAAAGUUCAUCCUGAGGGCCAGACGAAGCUCUGAAACGUUCCAGCUGAAGCCAAAGCCUGAGAUGUUCCAAUACAAGGUUAAGUAUACUUUACUGUCACAGUAUUAACACUUUAGUUUUUACAUUUGUAGGUUGGACGACAACAAAUCCUGGAGACAAAGCAGCCGUUGAAGCACACCUGGGUCUCGUGGCUGAGUCGGGAGAUCGGUUCCCUAUAGGCCUUGUGCCCUUGAGCAAGAUACUGAAUGAGGAUAGUUGCCCCCAGAGUGUGUACAAACACCAUCCCACCGCUUUCCGGUGAAUGGUCACUGCAGAAAAAUCGUUUCUCCAAAGGCGACGUUAUUAAAAUAUUUCACCUUUUUUACUUCGGCUGGUGUAACAAGGUUAUCGUCGGACCUGAAACCGGUUUCUCCAUCAUUUAGAAGCUUGUGGGUUUUGGCUGAGUGGUUAUGCAGCUGGUAGCAUUGUUGCCUCGCAGCAAGAUGGUUGCAGGUUCAAGUCCUGACUCAACCAUUUCUGCAUGGAGUUAGCAUGUUCUCAUGCAUGUGUGGAGUUAGCGUGUUCUCCUCACGUAUGUGUGGGGUUAAACCCCACAGUUUCUCGUGGAUAUGGAAGUUUUAGCCGUCUGUUCUCUCUCCAGUCCUGGAUUCGGUCUGCUUGCAGGUCCCUCAGUUUUUGUUUCAUCUAUAUUUUUUACCCAUUUUUAACUGUUUUUUUCAGGUGAGAUGGUAUUCACCCUAACCAACAUGGCUCAAGCAUGCUAACUGCUAACAUCCAGUAUGCUGUGCAGUCCCAUAGAUAUGUAUCUAUUGUAUGGUGAAUUCCCUUUCACAGACAUGAUGGUUUACACCCCAGCCAUCUUCACCUUCUUCGACCAUCGCUCUCACCACCACUCCAAAUAACAUUCAAUGAUCCUCCCGCAUUGUAACACUGACUUAAGGAUUGAAAAGAUCACAGCAAGCAUUUGAUUCGUGUGUGGCAAGGUGGAUAAACGAGGGCCCGGGCGGGAUUCGAUCCCCAGACUCCCGGGUGAGAGUCGUACGCUUUAACCAGUCAGCCAAAGGGACAUCCCCUUGGCCAAGUAGCCAGGGCGCAUGAUCAAUUGGGACACUGUGACAGGACACUCACACUGUCACACGUGGAUGGAAAUGAUGGAAAAUGUAGGUUUAGAGGUGGUGAGCGCAUGAAGAGGUGGAGGAGAAUGAGGGACAAAUUUGUCUGUGUUCAAAAAGUCUCUGAAAUACAAAAAAACAAUAUAAACACAAUAGUAAAUGCACAAUCUUGGACUGCGUACAUGACAGGAUACCACAGAUAAGCGCUGUGCCCUCUGCUGUCCUGGAGGGGAAGUGCUUUGCAACACUCCUCAGGAGACGGAGAAGUCUGAAGGCAAAACGCUUCCGUCUAUCCAUGCGUGUCUCUCCCUGGUGGAGCUGAUGCAGAAGCAUACACCAGGCUUGAGAAAAACAUUUAAGUUAACUACUAAAGUAACAGGAAAUAAUUCAAUUAAAGAGAAGUGGUAGAAGAAAGUAGCAGUGUGGUCAGUAUGUCCUCCAGCAGUCUAAGCCUACUGCUGCAGCACAACUAAAGGGGUGAACCUGGAUAACCCAGUAUGUCCUCCAGCAGUCUGUUCUAUGAACAUCUUUGUAAAUAUUUUAGCCAUUUAUGAUGGUUGCAGUG